UGCCAGUGCCACUGCAAGUAAAUAACUCUUGUUAAAACAAAUUAAAUUUUUAUCGCUUGAAGCUUGGUUGGAAACGUUAUAUGUUCACAACAUAUAACUGCUUUUACCCUAAAGCACAGGCAACGUAUUAAAACAAGCGUCGGAAGAUUCACAAAAUAAAGCGAAAUGUCCGGGAUACUGUUCGAGGAUAUCUUUAAUGUAAAAGAUAUGGACCCAGAAGGGAAGAAGUUCGAUCGUGUCAGUAGAUUACAUUGCGAAUCCGAAUCGUUCAAAAUGGAUUUGAUACUAGACAUCAACUCGUGGCUGUAUCCGAUGGAGCUUGGCGACAAAUUUCGGUUGGUUUUGGCCACAACGUUACACGAGGAUGGAACACCAGCCAGCAUGGAAUACAACGCAGCCGAAAUUGAGGGUUCGCGUGCGGAUAGCUUUGAGUACGUGAUGUUCGGCAAGGUGUACCGGAUCGAAGGUGACGAUGCUCAGUCCGAGUCGGCCAAUCGGCUGUCUGCCUACGUUUCAUUCGGUGGUUUGUUAAUGCGACUGCAGGGCGACGCAAACAAUCUACACGGGUUUGAGAUUGACCAAAACAUGUAUCUGUUGAUGAAAAAACUAGCCUUCUAAAAGCUAAUUUGGAUAGAAUUAGGAAACGAUUUAUAAAUAAACACAGUAAGUA
Sabethes cyaneus is the source of this 670-nucleotide messenger RNA. RefSeq names its product DNA-directed RNA polymerases I, II, and III subunit RPABC3-like. Gene Ontology annotation, biological process: DNA-templated transcription. The record is from RefSeq and is a predicted model, not a curated record. Gene Ontology annotation, cellular component: RNA polymerase I complex; RNA polymerase III complex; RNA polymerase II, core complex. The transcript is spliced from 3 exons. Gene Ontology annotation, molecular function: DNA-directed RNA polymerase activity. NCBI's taxonomy places the organism in Eukaryota, Metazoa, Arthropoda, Insecta, Diptera, Culicidae. Bases 166 to 618 code for a protein of 150 amino acids.